CUCGGCAUCGCGAUAUUUGGGUCAGUCCAGCCGCUGCCUAGGCUACCAGGCUUUCCAGGUAGCCGCUCUUGGCUGUCGGACUACGGAGGCCGGGUUGCCAGCAUUCGGGAAAAUAUUUAAGAAGUUUGUGGAGUAGUACGAGUGAAAGUAAUAGUACCUGCAGGAAGUCCCACAAGAUAAAUGGAAAGGAAGAAUUUCUAGGCUUUUCAUCAAGAUCUUCAUUUACUCAGCUGAUAAAUCCAAGGCUACUGUGGUGAAGCCAUGAAUAAAAUUAUAUCUGCUAUGGUACCAUCCAGCCCACUUGAAAACUGCCUGGGAGUAGUGAAAUUGGACUUAUACAAGGCUCAGCUCACAAAAGGGAUCCUGCUUUUCAAAUGAUUAUGAUUACCAAGGAAACAGGACUUGGCUUGAAAAUCCUAGGAGGAAUUAAUCGGAAUGAAGGACCCUUGGUAUAUAUUCAGGAAAUCGUCCCAGGAGGUGACUGUUAUAAGGAUGGACGAUUGAAACCAGGAGAUCAGCUUGUCUCAAUCAACAAAGAAUCUAUGAUUGGUGUUUCAUUUGAAGAAGCAAAAAGCAUAAUUACCAGAGCCAGGUUGAGGCCAGAAUCUGCUUGGGAGAUAGCAUUCAUAAGACGAAAAUGUGACAGCAGUCAUCCUGAGAAUUCAUCCCUUUUACCAGCUUCAAAAGAAUGUGAACCUCAACCAUCAACUACUAGUUAUCUUUCUUCUACUCCUGAAAUAAUGAUUCCAAAGGCCUCAUCCACUCCCAGUACUACAGAUACCAUUUUACCUUCUCUCAAGAUAAAUCAGAUGAAAACUGGAUACAUGAAAACAGAAACUACCAUUACUUCUUCAAACAACAGCCCUACAGAUAUGUCUAAUACAGAUAUUGCCCCUGCCUGCACUGAUAAUUAUAGACCACAGGGAAAGAAGGUUCUCCUAAAUUCUUCUGUUCGAUUUAAAGCAGAGAAGCUGGAAAUGGCUCUAAAUUAUCUUGGUAUUCAGCCCACAAAGGAACAGCAACAAGCUCUGAGAAAGCAAGUACAAGUAGACCCAAAUGGGACCGUGUCUUUUGGAGAUUUUGUCCAGGUUGCCAGAAACUUGUUUUGCUUGCAUUUGGAUGAAGUAAAUAUUGGCACACAUGAAAUUUCCAACAUUUUAGAUUCACAGCUUCUUCACUGUGAUUCCUCAGAAACAGAUGACGUGGAAAGACUUAAGCAUGAAAGAAAUUAUGCCUUGGAAAAAGUGAAUAUACUUAAGGAAAAACUACUUAAGUCGGAAAGGCAAAGGAAACAAUUGGCUGAAGAACUCCAGACUGUGAAGCAAGAAGCCAAAGCCGUAAUUGAAGAAACAAGAGCACUCCGUAGUCGAAUUCAUCUUGCAGAAGCUGCACAGAGGCAGGCACAUGGAAUGGAAAUGGAUUAUGAAGAAGUGAUCCGUCUGUUAGAGGCUGAGAAUGCAGAGCUAAAGGCUCAGCUUGCUGAUUAUUCUGACCAAAAUAAAGAAAGUGUUCAGGAGUUAAGAAAGAGAAUCACAGUACUUGACUGCCAAUUGCGGAAAUCAGAAACAGCUCGAAAGACUUUUGAGACAUCCACUGGAAAGCUGCUUCAUUUUGUAGAGGCUAUUCAAGAAUUAUUUUCUGAUAACUCUGUUCCUUUAUCAAGUUUAAGUGAAAGGAGAGCUCUGUUGGCUUCUCAGACUUCCCUCUCACCACUGGGAAGGAAUGGACGUAACAUUCCAGCAACACUCGCUCUUGAGUCUAAGGAACUUGUUAAAUCUGUUCGGGCCAUACUUGAUACAGACUGUCUACCUUAUGGGUGGGAGGAAGCUUACACAGCAGAUGGAAUCAAGUACUUCAUCAAUCACGUAACACAGACCACAUCCUGGAUCCACCCUGUGAUGAGUGCACUGAACCUGUCUUGCUCAGAGGAGAAUGAAGAGGACUUCUUCAGAGACCUUCCUGACCAGAAGAGUUAAUGGUUUCCUGUACAAAGCUGAGCUCUGUGGUCUUCCAUCAUCUCAAUCUACGUAGAUGGCUCUAAGAUGCAACAGUUCAAAAUAGGAGUGAAAACACACUACUUACUGAAGUUGUGACAUGGGAACUCUGGAUUUUUGUAAAGCUUUUUGACAAAACUGUAUACUUAUUAUACUAAUUAUCACUACAGCAGCUCUUUAAGAAUAAUUUAAUCAUAGGUUUUGAAAUCAUAUGUCACUAAAUUUUAUAGUAUGUAUACUUGUGUCAUCUAUAGUUAGAUCUUUGUAAUUUCAUAUAUACUUUUUUAUGGUGUCAGAUGCAAUGGUUUUUGUAAUUAAGUCUUGGAAAAUUCUGUGAACAUAGUGUAACACUUCCUUUAUUUGAUAAUUCACUGACCUUUUAUAUCUGUAUCUGAUUUAAGCAAACAUUUGGAGGUUUCAUAAAGAUCAUAUUUAGACAGCUAUC
This is a messenger RNA of Erinaceus europaeus (western European hedgehog), 2439 nucleotides long. It is a transcript of the gene STXBP4, whose product is annotated as syntaxin binding protein 4. Gene Ontology annotation, molecular function: syntaxin binding. The record is from RefSeq and is a predicted model, not a curated record. NCBI's taxonomy places the organism in Eukaryota, Metazoa, Chordata, Mammalia, Eulipotyphla, Erinaceidae. Gene Ontology annotation, cellular component: cytoplasmic vesicle. Gene Ontology annotation, biological process: insulin receptor signaling pathway; regulation of insulin secretion involved in cellular response to glucose stimulus. The transcript has 19 exons. Bases 375 to 1976 code for a protein of 533 amino acids.